AUGGAUCAAGAUUCUUCUUCUUCUUCUUCUUUUUCUUCCUCUUCUUCUUCUUCUUCAACUACUACUACUACUACUACUACUACUACUACUACUACUACCACCACCACUACUUCUAUUACUACUUCUACAACUACUACUACUACGACUUAUAAUACAACAGCAUUAUCCAAUAUAUCAUCGAAUGUAACAGCGAUUGCCAAUCCAAUAAAAUCACUUUCACUCCAUCUAUGUCCAUCUGCAAGAGCAGCUAACAAUUCUGGAAUUAAUUCAAGUGAAGUGAUCUCAAGGAAAGUUUGGAUCUCAGAUAAUCUUGACAAAGAAUUAAAAGAAUGGAAUUUUGACCAAAUUGUACAAGAUACAUUUAAGGAUAUAUUAAAACAAAAACCAAAUAAUACCAAGAAUAUCAAGAAUAAUAAUAGUAAUAAUAAUGGAUACAAUAAAACUGAUAUUAUUACAGAAAAUCAUAUAGAAUAUGAAGAUUAUUAGAACAAUAUUUUACAAAGAAAAUGGAUUGUUUUAAUUAUCUAUCUAUUUAUCUAUACAUAUAUAUAGUGGGAUAUGUUCAAUUUCAAUAUUCAAUAAUUAUCAUUACUGAUUUUAUAAUCUGUUAAUUGUUUUCAUUUUCUUGUAAAAUCAUUAUUAGUACUAUUCCCAUUAUUAUUAUUAU
This is a messenger RNA of Schistosoma guineensis, 667 nucleotides long. The record is from the annotation of a GenBank genome assembly. Lineage: Eukaryota; Metazoa; Platyhelminthes; Trematoda; Strigeidida; Schistosomatidae.